This is a messenger RNA of Conger conger (European conger), 1233 nucleotides long. Its product is annotated as zinc transporter ZIP9. Bases 277 to 1191 code for a protein of 304 amino acids. Lineage: Eukaryota; Metazoa; Chordata; Actinopteri; Anguilliformes; Congridae. Gene Ontology annotation, biological process: transmembrane transport; zinc ion transport. Gene Ontology annotation, cellular component: membrane. Gene Ontology annotation, molecular function: metal ion transmembrane transporter activity. The transcript is spliced from 7 exons. The record is from RefSeq and is a predicted model, not a curated record.
GCCGUUACACUCGCAUUACAGAGUACAGUAGCGACGUGGAAAGUUUACCUAGAGCAUGUCAGUGUGAUAAACAGCCUGGGAUGUGGUUGUUUUUAUAUAAACGACAGAUUUGCUGUGUUUUUAUCGAGUAGUGCAUUUUAAGUAACACUCCCAAUGCAGCUGUUUUCCAAUCGAAAGUAGCGUACUUGGGGAAAGUUUGGAGAUGCAUUGCUAACGUUCACAGCUAGCUCGCUAGCUUACCUUCUAUUAGAAAGACACUGUCUGAAGCCACUCGCAAUGGACGGAGCAAUUGCGAUUAUUUUGAUUUCUGUGGCUAUGUUUGUCGGGUGUUUUAUUUUAGGCCUUAUUCCACUUAUGGUCAAACUGUCAGAGAAGAAGCUGCAGUUUGUGAGUGUGCUGGGGGCGGGGCUGCUGUGUGGCACUGCCCUGGCCAUCAUCAUUCCAGAGGGAGUGGAACUCCUGCACAACUCCUGGAGGGGCCCCCUCCCUCCCUGUUCCAGCGGGGGCGGUAAGGAGAACAGCAGUUCCCCCCCCUCCCCCUCCCUGCCCCCCACCCCACAGGGCCUGCCGCCCCACUUCUUCAUGGGGGUGUCCCUGGUGGUGGGGUUCACCCUCAUGUUCGUGGUGGACCAGAUAGGGAGCUACCUGUCCAUGCACGACCCUCGGACGGGCGUGUCCUCGGGCGCCAGCAUCACGGCCACGCUGGGCCUGGUCAUCCACGCCGCCGCUGACGGAGUGGCUCUCGGGGCAGCGGUGGCAUCGUCUCAGGUCACGGUUCAGAUCAUCGUCUUCCUCGCUGUGAUCCUGCACAAGGCCCCUGCGGCGUUCGGCCUGGUCUCCUUCCUCCUGCACUCCGGCCUGGAGAAGAGGCAGAUUCAGAAGCACCUCCUGGCCUUCUCCAUCGCAGCGCCCCUGCUGGCCAUCAGCACGUACUUCAUCCUCAUCGCAACCGGAGGCUCCUCCCAGACCCGCCUCAGUGCCACGGGCAUCGGCAUGCUGUUCUCCGCGGGGACCUUCCUGUACGUGGCCACCGUGCACGUGCUCCCUGAGAUCAGCAGCAGGGGGCAGCACCUCCACCACGCAGGAGCGGCCUCCUACCAGCAGGGGGGGCUGGGGGUCCUGGAGAGCCUCACACUCGUCAUUGGAACCGCUCUCCCCGUGCUGCUCGCCCUCGGACUGCACGACGACUGAGCCGUGUGUGUGUGUGUGUGUGUGUGUGUGUGAGUGUGUGUG